ACACUUUACUUUGGGGUUUAAAAGUUUUAUAAAAAGUGGGGGGAGGAGCACCUCUCCUCGGCGCUGGCACCAUCUUCUUCUCUCCCUCACGGCACUCACACACCCACGGCUGGGCAGCGGCCUUUGCUUCUCUCCAUACUGCUGCCGCCUACACAACCCCUCACCUCACGGCCAAGCACCCAGCUCCCCUGCAGCCUCACGGCAUUCCCUCCUCCUCCUUGCACAGCCACAGAGCAGCCCCCGCAGCACUCCACGCACAAGGGCAGCGACCACCACAGACGGCAGCAAAGAAGGCAAUCCUCAUCUCUCCGGUAUUGCUCACCAGCUCCGGUGACACAGCAGAGAAGAAAACACAGAAAACGUAGCCGGAGAGACUCAACCACCGUGGCACCACAGCAGCCCCACACCAGCAGAUCCUGCCACACUCCACGGCCAGCGUCCCAACUCCGGCAGCGGCAAUACACAGCAGGGUCAUUAUAGAAUGAAAAUUAAUAUGUGGUAAUAUAUUCACAGAAGAACAGAACGAAUUAGUCGAAUCAGCGGCAGAGAUGCUUUAUGGUUUGAUUCACGUUCGAUACAUUUUGACUACCAAAGGAAUGAAUGCAAUGUUGGCCAAUCAGACAUUCCUCGAUCAAGCACUGUGAAAAUUUACUGCUCCAAAUGCGAAGAUAUUUAUUACCCUCGAUCCAAUUCUCAAGGUGGUAUCCUUUAUUCAGGAUGCUCAACAGCCCUCCCGCCAGCAAGAGUGGUUCAGGCCCUAAAACUCAAUUUAGACCAAAAGGGUUUUCUAUCUAGCCGGUCCAGCCAAACCGAAAUGACCCACCAGCACGGAUGGAGUCGAGGGAGAAUACUGCCAACGUAGGAGGCAAUAGUAGUGUGGGAGCCAGCCAUGAGGCUGGUAGUGUCUCCACAAGCGUACUACGGGAUUUCGCACAGCAGCUUAUGGUCGAGGUGGUGCAAACAAAUAGGGGGCAGAACCGUCCCACAGCUAAGUUGGGAUGCUCCAUCGAUCAAUUCACCCGGCUGAAGCCCCCUAUUCUCAAAGGAAGUGCAGAUCCGAUUCGAGUUGAGAAUUGGAUCCGGGAUAUUGAGAAGGUCCUGGAUGUUCUAAACUGUACAGAGAAGCAAAAUGUAGCUUUUGCAACAUUCAAGUUGACUGGCAAGGCACAGAGGUGGUGGGAGUCCGUAAAGAAACUGGAAGAGCAUCGACCCAUUCCAGUGGUGAUGACAUGGGGCUAUAUUAGGGAGCUAUUCUUUGAGUGGUACUUCCCAACCGCGGUCAGAAAUGCCAAGAUGGAGGAAUUUAUGAGUCUGUCGCAGGGGCUGCUGACAGUUCAGCAGUAUGUUGCCAAGCUCCAGGAGUUGGCACGAUUUGCUCUAUUCAUGGUACCGGAUGAGGCAAUGAUGGCUGUUGUGGGGGUGCGUUGCCACCCAAUGUGCUGCAGUAGCAUGUCAUAUGUCCUGGUUUGCCACAUUGAUAGCAAACCCUCAAACCCAACAAACACUUCCCUGCAUGAGGUUUGCCACAAGAAGGACAACCAGGUACGGACGUGGUACCCUGAGAUGUACCACCUCCAGUCUCUCUCCGUUGACCUUCACCACGACUAUACUUCUUCCAUGCGCCCUGCCUCGGGCCUGAAUAAGAACUAGGAGGCGAUUGAAUAAAAACAUGGAAGUCAAAGUUGGAAAAUAUUUUUGGGAUUUGUAAAAAUUAUGUGAUUUUUCUAACAUUUUGUGUGGAUUUUUGUGAACCUUUCAAACAUUGAAAUGAUACUAAAUAAAAGAAAACUGGUGUUGACCUUAUAGGUCACAUCCGGUUUUGAUUAUGAC
Messenger RNA from Malania oleifera, 1830 nucleotides. RefSeq lists its product as uncharacterized. The coding region runs from base 832 to 1650 and encodes 272 amino acids. The record is from RefSeq and is a predicted model, not a curated record. The transcript is spliced from 4 exons. NCBI's taxonomy places the organism in Eukaryota, Viridiplantae, Streptophyta, Magnoliopsida, Santalales, Ximeniaceae.